Messenger RNA from Pezoporus occidentalis (night parrot), 3236 nucleotides. Its product is annotated as mesothelin-like protein. NCBI's taxonomy places the organism in Eukaryota, Metazoa, Chordata, Aves, Psittaciformes, Psittacidae. Bases 57 to 2648 code for a protein of 863 amino acids. The transcript is spliced from 16 exons. Gene Ontology annotation, cellular component: cell surface. Gene Ontology annotation, biological process: cell-matrix adhesion. The record is from RefSeq and is a predicted model, not a curated record.
CAGCACCAUCCAGGAGCUGGGACACGGCUCCUGUUUGUUCUGUGCUCACUUGAUCCAUGCCAAGGAGGAAGCCCCAGCACAGCAGCAUGGCACGGGCACCCUCUGCUCUCUGCUUCCGAUUCUCUGCAGACCUUGUGCAAGCAGCACUGGCUGCCCUGAUCAUCGGAGCCGUCCUGUGUGCCCCUGAGCAGCACACAGACCUCUCAGCCUCGCUCCUGCAAGGUUUUCCAUGCAUCCCGGACAAUGACCUCCCUGCUGCCACCAUCCUCGCCUUUGCCGAGGGGCUGCAGAACAGAACAGCGGAGCUGAGCGGUGCCCAGCUCUCCUGCCUGGCCAGGCUGCUCGCUGCCAGGAACCUGACGGCUGAUUUCAGCAGGUACCCGCCAGACCUGCUGCUCUUCUUUGACUUGUCCGAGGUUCAUGAUGGGACCUGUGAAGCGUUUUAUGCCCAAGCUUCCCAUGGGAACCUGGAGCUGCUUCCCAGGGGCUCAGCACAGCGCUUGGGGCUGCUCCAUGGGGCUCUGGCCUGCCUGGGGGUGAAGAGCAGGCGCCUGCACCCAGAGCAGCUCAGCGGCCUCGGGGCCCUGGUUUGUGACAUGGAGCCAGAGACCAUCACAGCCUCCGAUCCCAGCAUCCUGGAGAACCUGAAGCUGUGCUCAGCGCUGACAGGGGCCCAACGGGAUGCUCUCAAUGCCUUGCUCCUCCGUGGGGACACAGCGUAUGGGCAUCCUUCGAGCUGGGAUCUACGGACUCUGCAGAACCUGGGCCCGCUGGCGCUGGCUCUGAACCAGACCACGCUGAGCUCGGUGCCCGAGGCAGCGCGGGAGGCGUUCGGCAGGAGCAUCGCGGCUGCGUUCGGCAAACAGGGACGUUCCCAGCGGGAGAAGUCCCUGACUCUGCUCAGGGCCUUCGCAGCAGCAUCGGAUUCAUCCCAUCCCAGGAUGAGGCGGAGCGCAGACCGCUGCCUUUCUGAGCCCAUCACCGCCAGCACCAUCACUGACCCCUUCUUAAUCAUCGACUAUGACACCAGUGAGCAGUUCGACCUGUGCCUGAGCAACGAGGUUCUGAAGGAAAACCUGAAGCUUCUGCUGGAGCAGCCAUUCCCCACAGCCUACCUCCAGGUCGUGAAGAAGAAGCUGGAUCAGAUCUACCCCUCAGGCAUCCCGGAGGAGCAGCUGAAGCUGCUGGGACCGCUGUCCCGGCAGUACUCGCCCGAGGAGAUCAGCCGGUGGCUGGUGACAUCCAGCGACACGCUCUCAGUCCUGCUCAACCCCUCGGAUGGGAUGUGGAAGAUGCGUCAGAUCCAGCAGCUCCUCAGCAGGUUCCUGUCCCUGGGGGGCAUCUUGACUGGCCCUUUGCUUCAGCAAAUCGGGGGACAACUCCUGUGUAGUCUGCAGGAGAAGCAGAUCCAGCAGAUACCUCCAGAAGCCAUCAGGACUGCUGGACAACUGAGCAUCUCUUCCUGCUCUCAAACCAAGAAGGACCAACUCUACAGAAAAGCCCAGGAGGCCUUUGCUGACCUGGUUGGCACCCCCAAGGCCUAUUACUGCAGGAUUUGGCCAUACCUGAGUGGAGCUCCAGCAAAGGACCUGAAAGACUUGGCUGCAGCCGGCAUUGCCAUAGACAUGGACAUCAACACCUUCCUUGCCCUGAAUCCCAAAGCGCUGCAGAACCUCAGCGUCACGGAUGUGAAGAAUCUGCUUGGGCAAAACCUCCCUCAGCUGAAGGCAGCUGAAAACGAGACCUUGGUGAUGCUCUGGGUGAAGAGACAGUCCCAGAGGGAACUGGACUGUGUCCUGGGAAUCGGCCUCACAGGGGGGCUGGAGGAGCCCAGCCCCACAGGGACAGCCACCCCUCCUCACCCCACCACCUUGGCUGGUAUCACCCCUAUAGCCACUGUCCCCACCGCUAUUGCCAUUAGCAGCCACCCUCUCACUAACUCAAGUACCAGCAAGGCGCCCACCCCAAGUGCCACCACCCCAACCCCUGCCCCUGGUGCCACCCCCACUGCCCGCCCUGCUCUGACCACCAGCCCUGCUGUGCCAUGCUCCAGCCACCAGCCUGCCCCCACCCUCCUCACCACCAUCCUUGCCAUUGUCAACCCCAACACCACCUCUCCCAGCUCCAUCCCACCCCCUGCUCUCACCCUGCGGGCCACCACCAGCACUGGUGUUGUCACUAACCCCAGCACCAGCACCCCACUGGUGUCCAUGAACCCCCCAGCAUUAGGGGGCACCCCCCAUCCCAGUCCUGUUACCGGUAGCACCGCCACCCCAAGCACCCACAAUGUUCCCAGCAUCCUUGUCGCUAACUCCACCUCUGCACCCACUGGCAUAGAACUAAGCCUCCCUCCCCAUAAGCCCACCCUGAUUCCCAACUCCACCAUCUCCACCUCCUCAACGACCAAGACAACAGCACCAGCUUGCAAGACCAAUGGUCCCACAGCAUCUCCCAGCUCCUCUUCCAACACCACCAGUAAUGACACUGUUAAAACAACACCCGCAGGUGGGCCAGGGUCACCGAGACCGACACCCGACGGAUACAUCAACAUGAAACCUGAACCUGGAUCAGGAUCCAGGCUCUCCUCUUGCCUAGUGUAUGUGCUGACUACCGCCGUGGGAAGCUCCCUGCUGCAACGGCUUCUCUGACACUGCCACCUCCAGCACCACGCUCACAGGAUCCCUCCUUUAAUACUCACCAUCCCACCACACAACAGUGCUGGCAAAUUCCCUGCUGGAAAGCAGAAUCCCAGGAAAGGAAUUUUGUCCUUUGGAUACCAGCACAGAAUUUGCUUAUUAUUUUGAGGCUGGGCAGCGAAUGGAGGACAUUUCUCCAGCCCAAAGCAGCCCAACGGGUACUUACUAGCUAGUUGUUCUGUGUAACACAAUCACCAGCAAUACCGACUGGUCUGACAAUGCAGUAGUGCUGACAGCAGGCCCAGUUCCACCAGCUUUACUGGCACUGAGUAGUAUUUUACUUCUAAGCAGUCCACUGGGCUCUGUUGGAACAGUGGGACAACUCAGGGAUUUGAGUUACUGGCCAUUGCAAAGGAAGCAGAAUAUGGCCUAGCAACAAUCCACUAAAAGGUAUUUAUCUUGUUUCAUGAAAUCCUGAGAUGUUUUGACCAGGAUUUGUUCAAACCACACAAACUCUGCUUUGAGGGAUGAGUAACUGAAGACAGUUUCUUGAUUACUUGAUUCAAUGCUAUAUAAUAAAACAUCAACCCUUUUUUUCCC